AUGAUGCUCGCGGUUCAGGUCCUGCGGCUGGUGGUCUGCAUCCUGGUGCUUCCCAUGUUUCUGCUGAACCUUCUAGGCAUGUGGAGAUGGAUAAGCAAAAGGUUCUUUCCCUACUUCAUGAAGGAGUUCGGUGUGAUAUUAUACAACAAACAGAUGGCGAGCCUAAAGCGGGAGCUCUUCAGCAACCUGCAGGAGUUCGCGGGCCCCUCGGGGAAGCUGUCACUGCUGGAGGUGGGCUGUGGCACCGGGGCCAACUUCAAGUUCUAUUCCCCCGGGUGCAGGGUCACUUGUAUCGACCCCAACCCCAACUUCGAGAAGUACCUGUUCAAGAGUGUCGCAGAGAACCGGCAUCUGCAGUUCGAGCGCUUCGUGGUGGCGGCCGGAGAGAACAUGCACCAGGUGGCCGAUGGCUCUGUGGACGUGGUGGUCUGCACCCUGGUGCUGUGCUCGGUGAACAACCAAGAGAAGAUUCUGCACGAGGUGCACCGAGUGCUGAGGCCGGGAGGAGCCUAUUACUUCAUAGACCAUGUGGCAGAUGAACCGUCCACCUGGAAUUACUUCUGGCAACAGGUCCUGAAUCCUGUCUGGUUCCUUGUUUUUGAUGGAUGCAAUCUAACAAGAGAGAGCUGGAAGACAUUAGAGCAGGCCAGCUUCUCGAAGCUGAAGCUGCAGCACAUCCAGGCACCACUGUCUCUUCCUUUGGUGCAGCCCCACAUCUACGGCUGUGCUGUGAAAUAGUGUGAGGUGGUGGGAGAGCUCUGCUCUGUUCCGCUGGUUUAAGGCUUCCGUUUUAGAUGUAAAAUUCUAACUGGGAGAGGGAAAAAUCAAGUUGAUCCACACAGGUUUCUGCUUAGCCGUUUUCUAUAUUGUCUCCCACCGAAUCAAAACCAAAUCAGAGCAGCUUUGAACUCUCCCUCCAAAGGGACCAAAGGUCUCUCAUAGGCCUUUGAUAAGGAAGCAGUGAAGAAACUUUACAGUUUGCAAACCAAAUAAAUGAAUCCCAGUGGAGAGAAAACCCACAGCUGACUAACACAGGAACACCCCCCCCUGCCUACCCCAUCCCUGUAAAAAAGAAUCAGAAUCCACUUGCUAUGCUGGUGUCACUAGUCUGUCUGCUUUUGCUACCACCAGUGCUCGGGCCAGCGGCUCUCCAUCCCUGGGCUCAGGGUUUUGCCAAUGCCUGCUGCACUGUCCUGCACUCCACAGCUUUUAUAAGUGCACCUGACACACCAGCGUCAUCACAGAACUGCACAGAACGGUUGGGAAGUCUCUGUUUAAUUUCCCUUUCUUAUCUAGCACAUACCUUGCUGAAUAUAAUUACCAUAGGCAGUGAAAGGCAACUACAGUUAGGGAAAUGGGUACAGUAUGUGGGGGACCCUAAAAGUAAUUCAUGAGAGUAGUUAGCAAGGACUGGGAGGGAUUCUUCUGAUCAAAUUUCACUGGUCCUGAGUGGGUGUGGUGGCACAGCCUUAAUCCCACCACUCAGGAGGUGG
Messenger RNA from Arvicanthis niloticus (Nile rat), 1493 nucleotides. RefSeq names its product thiol S-methyltransferase TMT1A-like. Lineage: Eukaryota; Metazoa; Chordata; Mammalia; Rodentia; Muridae. Gene Ontology annotation, molecular function: S-adenosylmethionine-dependent methyltransferase activity. The record is from RefSeq and is a predicted model, not a curated record.